This is a messenger RNA of Cottoperca gobio, 3634 nucleotides long. It is a transcript of the gene wdr44, whose product is annotated as WD repeat domain 44. The record is from RefSeq and is a predicted model, not a curated record. Bases 438 to 3152 code for a protein of 904 amino acids. Lineage: Eukaryota; Metazoa; Chordata; Actinopteri; Perciformes; Bovichtidae. The transcript has 20 exons. Gene Ontology annotation, molecular function: protein binding.
CUGGGCCCCGCCCUUUGACUCACCUCGCUCAAAUGUAUUUUUUGUGUUUCUGGUUUGUUUAUGACGCGGUUCACUGGCUCCGUUAGCUUGACAGCUGACCACAUAUAUGCUGUUGUAAAAACGCGCUUUUUGGUGCUUUUAUAUGAGAUACUGUGCUGUGAACGAGACAGAUUUAUAAGAGGGUAGAAGUAGGCGUUGGUCAGCCGUGCGACCAGAUUACAUUUGUUAGCCUAGCAUUUUGGCUAGCAUACUGUAACGUUAUGACGUGACGUUGGACAGGAAAGUGGUUGACGACGCUUGGGCCAAGUCUUUUAAAUUAUAAUACAAACAUAGAGAAGACACGUGCAUGUGUGUAACACUUUUAUUCGCAGGUUAGGCUUUUAGACAGCUGCCUGGCGACUAUAUUUGACUAGCUAGUGAGCUAAAUUUAUGUUAGCAUGGCGUCAGAUACAAGUGACACCGAGGAAUUCUAUGAUGCUCCUGAGGACGUUCAUUUCACUCCAUCUCCCAAAGUGUCACCUGCAAAGUUUGUCAUUCCUUCACCCAAGCUUUCACAGAGAUCAGUAGACGCUGCACAUGAUGUGAGUUGCGGAGCGGCUGCAUCUGAGACUCAGCAAGAUGAUUCCCUACUGAUCAUUGAUAGCAUCAUUGAGGAGAGUCAAAAGGUUAGUGUUGGCGAAGUUGGUGAGGUGGCUCAGCUGUUAGAUGAGUUUCAUGUUGAACAGGAGCCAAAGGAAGAGAAUAAUGCUCAGGAAGUUCCUGUGGAGAUAGCAGCACCGGCUGUCGGACCUCAGCUUGUCGAGAGGCCAGAGGAACAACAGGAAAGUGCAGCAACAAACGGAGCAUGCUCUAUUCCUGAACCCCCAGAUAUCCCAGGGUCAUCAGUUUGCCCACAAGAAGGUGUUCAGCACCCAGACAUCACCAGCACUGUAGGACUGAGUCACCCUGGUGGGGCUGUGAUGCUUGCAGACGGGGAGCAGGAGCAGAGACCUGCAGAUAUCUUAGACCAGGUCCCAUUCACAGACGGGCCGACUGACUCGGAUUCCUCUGGGCCUUUGAAACCUCCACGGCAAUUCACAGUGGAACCUGACAUUGUAGCAAGCACCAAGAAGCCUCCUCCCUCACGCCCACCCCCUCCCAGCGGAGGACCUCCACCGAGGCCGCCUCCACCGUCUUGGCAGACUUUACCUUCCAAGAAGUCUCAGGAGUGUCUGAGGCCAAUUGGACUGGAAGUGUCUGCAGUCAGCUGCGAUGUUCUGGAGCCCUCCGGCCUGGUGUCUCCGAGCAGCACAGUGAGGAGUCUAACCAAAGAGCUGCAGCAUUCCUUAGAUCUGGCUAGUGCCACUAGUGGGGAGAAAGUGGUGACAGCACAGGAAAAUGAAGAUGGACAGGCCUCAUCUGAGUGUGGAGGUCAGACUGCAGGCUCGCAGCGUCCACGUUCCAACUCUGGUAGAGAACUGACAGAUGAAGAAAUCCUUGCCAGUGUGAUGAUCAAGAAUUUGGACACUGGGGAAGAGAUCCCUCUAAUCCAGGCAGAAGAGAAACUUCCUGCAGGGAUUAACCCCCUCACUCUGCACAUCAUGAGGAGGACCAAGGAGUACAUUACGAAUGAUGCAGCACAGUCAGAUGACGAUGACAAGGCUCAGGCUCCGCUCGCAGACACAGAUGGAGGAAAACUUAAACAGAAAACAACCCAGUUUAAAAAGUUCCUGGGCAAGUCUGUGAAGAAGGCCAAGCAUCUCGCGGAGGAAUAUGGAGAGAAGGCAGUCAACAAAGUGAAAAGUGUGCGUGAUGAAGUGUUCCAUACAGAUCAGGAUGAUCCGUCAUCGAGUGACGACGAGGGCAUGCCUUACACCAGGCCGGCCAAGUUCAAGGCAGCACACAGCUUCAAGGGUCCCUUUGACUUUGACCAGAUUAAGGUUGUGCAGGACCUGAGUGGAGAGCACACGGGGGCCGUUUGGACGAUGAAGUUCUCUCACUGUGGGAGGCUGCUGGCGACAGCAGGCCAAGAUAACGUGGUUCGCAUCUGGGUCUUAAAGACUGCAUUUGACUACUUUAAUAAUAUGAGAUUAAAGUACAACACUGAAGGUCGAGUUUCACCAUCUCCUUCUCAGGAAAGUUUAUGCUCCUCUAAAUCUGACGAUCACGGGGCAAGUUGUGCUCCAGAGGACCCGGACACAGAAGAUAGAAACGCCCCCUUCCGUCAAAUCCCCUUCUGCAAGUAUAAAGGACAUACGGCUGAUCUAUUGGACUUGUCCUGGUCAAAGAACUUCUUCCUCCUCUCCUCUUCCAUGGAUAAAACAGUCAGAUUGUGGCACAUAUCGAGGAGAGAGUGUCUCUGCUGCUUCCAGCACAUUGAUUUCGUCACAGCCAUUGCUUUCCAUCCCAGAGAUGACCGAUACUUUUUAAGUGGCUCUCUUGAUGGAAAGCUACGGCUCUGGAACAUUCCUGACAAGAAGGUGGCGCUGUGGAACGAGGUGGACGGCCAAACACGCCUCAUCACGGCAGCUAACUUCUGCCAAAAUGGGAAGUAUGCCGUCAUCGGCACCUACGAUGGCCGAUGCAUCUUCUAUGACACAGAGCGUCUGAAAUACCACACUCAAAUUCAUGUGAGGUCCACCAGAGGCAGGAACAAAGUUGGACGCAAAAUCACCGGCAUUGAACCUCUACCUGGAGAGAAUAAGAUUUUGGUGACCUCAAAUGAUUCCCGCAUUCGCCUUUAUGACCUGAGGGACUUGUCUUUAUCUAUGAAAUACAAAGGUUAUGUCAACAGCAGCAGCCAGAUCAAGGCGAGCUUCAGUCAUGACUAUUCCUUCAUAGUCAGUGGCUCAGAGGAUAAGUACGUGUACAUCUGGAGCACUUACCACGACCUGAGCAAAUUCACAUCCGUACGACGGGACCGCAAUGACUUCUGGGAAGGAAUUAAAGCACACAAUGCAGUGGUGACCUCAGCGAUUUUUGCACCGCACCCAGGCCUUAUUGUUCCGUCAGAACCUGGCGCAGACAAACCAGAAGCAGAGUGUAAGAGCCUGGACUCCACAGACUCCGAAACGAUACCCUCAGGAGCCCUAAAGACGGAUCACACGGAGGUUCUACUCUCUGCUGACUUCACUGGAGCCAUCAAGGUUUUCAUCAACGUAAAAAAGUACUGAGCACCGCAGAGGCUGUCAGCUCCUCUCACUCAGGCCUGUCUGUUGGCAGUCGGUCCUAAAGACGAAGAACAGGACAUCACCCAACUACCUAGUGGUUAAUGCUCUGAGACAGAGAGCCGUCUGUAGCCUUCUUUUGUGAGAACAGGGACCCUAAAAUUGAAGAUGAGGGAAUGGACUGUUCAAUACAGACGACGAUUUUUUAUCUUGAAUACCAAACAACUGUGAAUGGUUUGGCAUUGAGAAAAAAAAAAAAAGAGCCAGAAAUGCCAAGCGUGUGUGGUCUGUUCAGAUAUGUAUGUUUUAAUUUACAGAUGUAUAGUCCAGUGGAGUAUCGCAAGAAGGCCAUUUGUAACAGAAUGGGCACCUUACUAAUGUCUUUUGCUCCCACAUUUUAGACACUGUCCUAAUGUCAGUCACAAAUUUUAAUGUGUCUUAUGUAAAGAGAUGUAAUAAUUUCUUUAAAGCAAGGGGGUUUGAAAUGA